Molecule: messenger RNA, 5777 nt
Organism: Mya arenaria
Lineage: Eukaryota; Metazoa; Mollusca; Bivalvia; Myida; Myidae
Exons: 15
Coding region: 1113-3866 (917 amino acids)
Biological process (GO): transcription by RNA polymerase I
Cellular component (GO): fibrillar center
Molecular function (GO): RNA polymerase I core promoter sequence-specific DNA binding
Source: RefSeq, a predicted model, not a curated record
UGUUUUUAGUUUGUGCGAGUAAGAACAAGCUACCUGAUUAGUUCAGUUUGUUAGAGCGUAAAGCUUAAGUUCUGGCAGUGGUUGGUUUGAAUCUUGGUCUAAAAUAAUAGAUGUGUUAUACAGGAUUCUUCCAAUCCUUUUUGCCAUAUCAAAAAUCAUAAUAAAAAUCUGUCAAUAUACAAUUGCUUGGACUAGUUUGUGUCUAUGUCUGGCUGCACUUUAUACCUUAAAUUGACUUCAGGUCACAAUAUGUAAUUACAGUCACACACGUAAGUUGUAAAUUAUAAGUUCAAUGUAAUACUGUAUAUAUUUUCAAGUAAUUUAAAGCUAUAUUCUAAUGAUAACAUUUAAUCUUUUGUAUUAUUUAUAACAAAGUGUGUGUUUUAAUGCUUUUUAACCUAAAUAAACAUCGAUGCAAAAAAAUAAGCUGCAUAGGUUACCAGUUUCUUAAAUCUUGCGUGCAUUUUUCAUUUUUCUUCCAGCAGUCAUCAAAAGCCAGAAUGCAGGGUUGUAAACCUUUCUUAAAUUUUUCAUUUGGUCUCACACUUUGCAGUUUCAAGCAAUACAGUGAUUACAUUUUUAUAUAUAUAGCAGAGAAAAACAAAUGAAUGUUAAUUAUGCUACGUGUGUAUGUUUGUAGCUUUUGACCAUUUGCAACAUUCGUUCCAGUGGUGUUUCCAGUUAGAGACAGAGUGAUAGGUCCAGUUAAAAAUGAAUACAUGAAGCUGAAAUCAUUUGUAUCAAAAGUCAAAAGACUUCAAAGAGAAACAAAGGUUUUCAGUAUCCUGUCAAAAAUAUUUCUAACAUUAUGUAAAAUGUUCACAAACGUACAUGUUCAAGUACAAGAGACAUGAGCUGAGCUCCAGUUCAUCUUGCAUUGACUUAUCAACUUCUAUUCAUACCUUGCUUAUCAACAUGGGAAAGUAGGGAAGUUUUUAAUGAUUAAAAUGAUAGAUAUUUAAGGCUAACUAUUAAACGUAAACAAGAAAGAAGAAGAAGAACACAUGAUGUUUACAAGCUUGCUUCCAAAAGAAUAAUUAGAAACCAAGGUACAGUGGAACCCCCGUUAGCUCAUACUUGCUUGGCUCAAAUUCCUUGUUUGAUCGAAUUGGAUGAAUAGGACUGAUUUCUUUAUUCUGAAGAAUGUGCGGAAUGCCAGGAUUCGGGAGGCGGAUCUUGUACUGGGCAUCAUACAGCAGGCACGGCUGACUAAGGAUGUGGACUUGAUCUCAAUGCGGGACAGAAUGGCUCCCUGGUUUAAACAGCUUCUCAGUGAAUAUGUCGAUAAUGAACAGAUUAGUAAUGUCAAUCUGAAUAACAGCAUGUAUGCUGGAGGAUGCUUGGUAUGUAUCCAGAAGAGAAAUAACUUGUUUCUAGUCUCCGCUGGUGGCCAUGACUUCAAAACCAUUUAUUUACAUCAUGUACUGGACCGUCAGAAGGGAAUACUCCGGUCUAACCUGCUGUCCACUAUUGAGCUGCCCAAGACUAUCUACGGAAUCACCGCCCAGGAAGUCCAGGGCAAAAGUGUGGUAUGUGUAUGGACAGACGCAACAUGUUACAUGUAUAAGGUGAAGAAUGCCGCCCUGAAGGAAGCGAUGAGGGUGGACCUGCCAGAGGACCCAGGGGGACUCUGCAUGUCAGCCUCCAUCAGCCCAUACAUUCUCGAUGAGUGUGUGUUAACCACCAGCCAGGGCCAAUGUUAUUUAUGGACCGGUGACAAGCUGACCAAAUGUGGCCUGCCAAUCCAGCCAAGGUUUGCUGUGAGUGACAGCUGGAGUCACGCCCACUUUGGUGCCCAUCCCAGGGAGCUGCUCUACUGUGACCAGACUGCACUACAGUUACUUGACAUUAGGACACCAGCUAAAGAAGGUGUGGACAUGUUUGCACUGCCCAACAAGAGCUUGCACAUCAACGAGCGCCUGCGAACCUGCUCUCCUCACCAAGCCUCCACCUUCUAUACCGUACUGGCAACAGAUUUCUCCCUCAUGCUGGUGGACCAGAGGUUUCCAAGGCAACCUGUUGUAAAGUGGGAUCACAUGCUACAUUCCCCACCCCAGUACAUCUGUGGCCUGAGCCUUUCCAGCCUUGGGGUGGGGCCUGACAGUCAAAUGAUCUUUGUGGGCAGCCAGUUCCCUGCAGAGGUUCACACAUUUCAAUUCACAGGAAACCAGCCUGUACAGGUAGUGGGCUCGCCACAUAGAGUCGCCAGAUACAGCGACUUGUGCCGAUGGGGAGUGUUUACAGAGCAGUGUCAGGGCCUGCAAUCACUUGAGGAGAGGCUUUGUGCCUCCCUGGCUGGCCUUGCUGUGUGUGACCAGAACGGCAGACAUUCAGUAUUCCAGAUGGACAGUCAUGGUGAAAUAUUUCACCAGGUUUUUACAGAGAUGUCCUCCUUAUUGACCAAUCAAGAUGUGACAUUCUCUGCAGGCCUGGGUUCAGAUGACCUGAACCCGGACCCCAUCGCUACCAAAAUUGCUAGGGAAUGGAUAGCCUCUUGGGAUAGCCUCACUUUGGCUCACACCCAGCAGAACAUGGCCCUUACAGAUGUCCGGGCAGCCAUGCAUGGAAUAGUUUACCUGCGUGAGAGCCAUAAGAACUGUUGCCUGUGUCGACGAGAGCUGUACCACACGCCUGGUAUUCUCGGGGAUGUCUCCACUGGUGACCUGUGUAAUCGCUGCCUUGUCUCCACUGAUCGGGCAUACCACCUCACACAGGCACACAAACAAGAGCAGAUGAUUGGUGAUGAGGUGUUGUGGGAGCCAGUGGGUCUAUACGGGGUGGAAAACCUACCCCAGGGGUCAGCACUCUCCCGCCUUCUCCUCAAGCACUGGGAACGGGACCUUGACAUUGAUGAGGAGCUGAAGCUAUGGGAUUCUGAAGUUAUUGAACUUCGCAAAAAGAAACUAAUCCAGUCUCAGAAUGCUGUUGCAAGAAUGGAUGAAGAGAGUGUGAUCCAGAGACUACUUGGCCUGUCCAUUCCACCUAGUGACCUGGGUCUGAGUGAACCAGUAGGGACUAGGAAAUUUGAAGUUGAUACCAGUUUACUGUUGGGAGAUGACGCAGAUAUGACCUCUGAAGUAUCUGAUGUCGUGCCAUAUAUGGACUCAAGUGGCACACUGCAAGCCUCUAAGAAUGAUCCACAGAAAAAUGCCUUAUCUGGAGCUGCACAAAUGAACCUAUCAGAUAAACCUUUCAUUGCUUCAAAGCUGUAUGAACCACAAAUUGAAAACUUACGAAGAUUAGCAAGUCCAAAAUCAACAAGUGCCAGGAGUAUAGUAUCUAGUAGUACAAUGUGUGACAAUGAUGAAACAAGCUACAAAGUGAGUGGCUGGCUGGGACUAGGAGGGGACCAGGUAGAAAAAACUUCCCAAUCAGUUGACAAACUGGUCCCUGUGAUAAAACCCACACCAUCAAUGGGAAAACUGAACAUUUUAUCAUCAGAGAUGAACGAGUCUGCUUCCUUGUUCUCGAGUGUGCCUUCUGAAUCUUUGAGAAAAAAGAAAUCAAAACGAAAACAUUCGAAACACAAACAGUCUGGGUCGUCCAUUUCUACAGUGGAAAACAAUAGUGUACAGAAUGCUCAUUCCCAAGGUUGUUCAGAGCAAAGUUUAACUGAAAACUCCCAGCUUACCUUCACUCAGGACAUAUUAAAACCAUCGCAAAACUCAUUACCUGAAAUCAACCCAUCGCAGUCACCACAUAAUGUGACUUUCAGUCCGAAUGGUAUAUUUGGGAGCCAGAUGACAACAUUCAGCUUGUCUGGAAACUUCCUGUCUUCCCAGCCAUUGUCAACUCUAGGGUCUGUGACAAUGCCAAGCCCAAGAAAGAAAACGCCAAGAAAGAGAUUACUCAAUGACUUUUUCUGAUAUCACAAAGAAAACCAGAACUUGUUUUUCUACCCUGCUGAAAAUGUUAACAAGGUUUACAAAAGAGACAGAAGGUUUCAAUUGCUGUCAUUUGAUUCAUUGUUUAUGACCAUUGAUGUUUUUCUUAACAAGUAUGCCAUUUAAAAAACAUCACAAAGAGCAAAGGGUAUGUUGACUUUUGAAAGGGUAAAUUUAUUUGUUUAUCAUCAGAAAAGAUUGAGAGUCAUUUUAGUUUGAACAUCUUCAAGGUCAUUGUCACAAAGAGCAGCAUAAAUUCUAUUUUUGAAUCUUUUAAAGGUUUUUUAUACAGUUUCUUGUUUUUCAUAAGAAUUCAUAGGUCUAUCAUAGAGAUGGAUUGUUGACAACUUUGUGCAAAUGGUACCUUAUGAGAUAACCUUAUGAGAUAAUAUGACUAGAAAAGAGGUUAUUACUGAAAAAUAUUAUAUGAAACACACAGAUGAUUGCUAGAAGAAAUUUGUUUCAACACUACGUUAUUAGUUUAGUUAGUUCACUUUUUAUCAUACCUGUGUCUGUUUAACAUGGUAUCAAUCACAUUUAGUUACAGCAGUAUUUACUAUUUUGAAGUAUUCAACAUAUAAUGCACUUAAUUUUCUUUGUGUUAAAUGUUUAAUACACUAAUAACUUUUUAUACACAAGGUAAUAAUAAUUUGUAUUAUUAUAUCCCACCGAAUGGAAGGUUUCUGGAGGAGGUAUUGUGUUGGCGUUGUCAGUCUGAUCUGUCCAUCCAUCAACCUUUCAUCUGUCAAGAUCUUCUUGGUAGGGAUUGGGCAGAUCAAAAACUAGUUCACCAGGUCAAAAAUCUGAAACAUUUCUGGAACGCAAACAAAAUCAUAUUUAAUUAGAAUGUUUCCCUUUGAAGAAUUAUUGAACAAAUUUAAAACUGGAUCACAUGCAAUCAAGAAUUGGUUGACUAGGACUAGUCUUUUUUGUCUGGAACAUCAGUACCAUAUAUUGGUAGGGAAUGGUAAGAUUAUGUUCAAACUUGCUCACAAUGUUAACCUUGUUCAAGUCACAACUGCUUUUAAAAGUUGGUCACAGGGGUUCAGAAACUAGCUCACUAGGUCAAAUCUAUGAAACACCGGAAAUAUAUCUGGUCCAUUAUUUAUAAAGCUUCAUCAUAAUAAAAAAAGAUCAUUAGUUUGAAACUUAAUCACGAGGGGACAAACACUAGGUUACUAGGUCAAAUCUAAAUGCUACACAAUUUACCAUUUCUUUUUUAUUUCAAACAAUUUAAAAAAAAACUCGUAUCUCAUAUCCAAUGUUAAGAAGAGUCCAUCACUCUGCAGCCAUAUUGCAUGUUUUUGUUGAAAUAUUUCAUCAACACUUGUUUCCUUCAAUCUACUUGGCCUAAUCAGAUGGAGGAUAUGAAUUCACCUAAUUUGCUUGUUUUUAUUUGAAAUCUUUAAAGGAAAAAGUUGAUGUGUUGUCAGAAUAGGUGGGAAAAACUUCAGCCUUGGCUAAUAAUAGAGAAUUUUAAAAUAGUUCCAAGAUAUUUUCAUGAAACUUGGUUGCCGGAGACAAUUCGCAAAUGAACAGCAAGGCCCAUUAUAUCUCUGGCAUUAAUAAGUGUUGAUUUAUGCUCUUUUUGCGACUGAAGAAACAACAACAGACGAGCGUUGAUAUUUGCUCCCCUGCACUCUUGUUCUCAUUGGUUAUAUUAGUGAUAUAAAUGCAUGCUUUUUAUUCUUUUAUUUUGAAUGUACUAGUUCAUAAAGAAUUUUUAAUGUUGAAACAGUUAUUUUAUAUACACAGCACUUGUAUUAAUAAUAUGUGAUUGAUUCUAGCAAUAUGUUACGGAUAAAAUGUUAUAAACACUGAAUUUGUAUGGUUUUAGCAUCAGCACUGUAUUGAAAUGUUAUGAAAUAAAUAAAAAUAUAGAAAUGACUAAAG